AUGAAACCGGGACCAUGGAAUGGGAUAAUGUGUAUUAGGCAAGCGAAAAAUUGGUGUGGUCUGCAGACAUUACUUGAAUUAUUGGAACAACGCAUUGCCGACCUUGAGGCUGAGAACGCUAAGAUUAAGGAGGAAUAUGAUGAUCUUGAAUCUGAACGGAUUAUUGAGGAGAAUGCCAGGCGUGAUGCCGAGAAUGCCGAGCACAAGGUCAGAAUCGAGGAAUUGGAGAAAAAUAGUGCAGAUAUUUCAGCCGAGAAUUCUGAGCUUAAAGUUGAAUUAGUCAAAUUAAGACAUGAUUUCGAUUCCUCCAACCUCACUCAGCAACCCCAGCACGUUAAUAACUCACGCUCGGUCGGAAAAGAGAAAACAGCUGUACCACAGCCAGAUGCUUCGCAUUAUAUAUCUGAUCCCGUAAUAGACCAGCCCAUAAAUGGAACAUCUAGAUCAAGUCAAUGGAGAAAGGGUGACGGACACUUUCUUAGAUGA
Rhizophagus irregularis DAOM 181602=DAOM 197198 is the source of this 486-nucleotide messenger RNA. The record is from RefSeq and is a predicted model, not a curated record. NCBI's taxonomy places the organism in Eukaryota, Fungi, Glomeromycota, Glomeromycetes, Glomerales, Glomeraceae.